GUCAUUUAGAGGUAACCUUGCUGAUAAGAGAUCGCAAAGCUUCAAAUGCACGCAAGUUCUCAGAUCUAAUCAAAGAUGGUUUUUCCUGGUCUAUGCAUCGUUUUCCUUUUAUCCUUGCUCCGGACCUCUUUGUGUGUAUCGGAAGGCUGGAUUUUACAUGUUACGGAUUUCCACUGGGACCGUUCCUAUUCUAGCAAUGAUCUCUCUUGCAAUGGCGUCGUGAACACCCAUGGCAUGUAUGGGGACUACUGGUGCGACUCGCCAUUCUCUCUCAUUGAUGUUACAAUGAAAGCUAUGAAGAACGCGACGUUAGAUAAAGAAGUGGAUUUCAUGCUAUGGACUGGUGAUAGCGUACUUCAUACACCUGAUGAGAACCUGAGCAUAAACGAGAACAUCGACAUUCUCACAAACCUCACAGGCCAACUGCAGGAGGCAUUCCCAACAAUGGACGUCUACGCCACCUACGGAAACCAUGACUACUUCCCUAGCAACCAGUACCCUCCGCAUAACAACGAAAUCUACAAUAGGACGCUGGAACAUUGGAGAACAUGGAUCAACGAUAGUACGCAGGAAACCAACUUCCUGAAAGGUGCCUAUUACACACUUAAAACAAAGUACGGGAUGAGGAUAUUGGCCUUGAACACCAAUCUGUACUACACGUCUGACAAAGUGACCACACACAUGGACGACCCCGCCGAUCAGUUCGUGUGGAUGGAAGGAAUUCUGAUGCAGGCCAGAAGGGACCACGAAAAGGUAUUGGUUACCGGACAUGUUCCCCCGGGUAUUGCUGCAGAGGGAGGAAGACCCUGGUUCUACCAACAUUUCAAUACUCGUAUGGUGCACAUAUUACAACAAUACAGUGACGUCAUCAUCGGGCUUCACUUUGGUCAUGAGCAUGCUGACACGUUUAGAAUAUUCUAUGAUCAUUCUGGACGACCGGAAAUGACGCUGUACGUAGCCCCUUCUGUAACUCCUUGGAGAUACAAAAUUCCCUCGGCAACCGGUCCAAAACACAAUCCGUCGUUCCGCCUCAUCAAGUAUGACAGGACAACAGGGCGCCAUUUAGACUUGGUUCAAUACUACAUGGACCUUCCCGAAAGUAAUAAACAGGGCAGACCAAUAUGGAGCAUCGCUUACACAGCCACCAAAGACAUGGGCGUCCCUGACAUUUCUCCAGCAUCCAUGGAUGGUUUCGCAACUCGAACCAAAAAUCCAAACGGUCCGGAGUUCCAAAAUCACCUUAGGUGGCGAAAUGCCAAUGCCGAAGUGAUGCCGUGUGAUGCGCUAUGCCAUUCGCUGAUUUUCUGUAACUUCUUUAAGGUUCACGAUCACGAUUACAAAACGUGUUUACGUGACACGCAGCAUUAUACAGCAUCCAUAUUUGGGAAAAGAAAAUAGUUUAUUUUGUUUGUAUCAUUAAAUUUUUAACAAAAUCCAAAA
Messenger RNA from Magallana angulata, 1440 nucleotides. Its product is annotated as acid sphingomyelinase-like phosphodiesterase 3b. The coding region runs from base 76 to 1398 and encodes 440 amino acids. Gene Ontology annotation, molecular function: hydrolase activity. Lineage: Eukaryota; Metazoa; Mollusca; Bivalvia; Ostreida; Ostreidae. The transcript is spliced from 6 exons. The record is from RefSeq and is a predicted model, not a curated record.